AUGCGACCAUCAUGUAGCAUCGCCAAUGCCUCCAUUCCCACACUACUACUACAUGUUCUGAUUUUGCUCUGCAUCUUCCACGCACGGCUCGUCGUCGCGGAACAGCCAGUUUUUACCGCAAGCGUCGAGUACGACGAGGAGGCGUUUGGCAAGUACCCCGUCCAGACGUUCAAGUCGACGCCGAUCGUCGGCCCGCGGCCGAACCUCCUCCUGCGGGACAGCCGCUGCGAGAGCAGUCUCUACACCUUCCUCACUCCGCGAGGGUAUGUCGGCGCAGCGAGAAAUGCGCAGAUGACCAUACUCGACCAGGGCGGCCGGCUCGUCUGGACGUUGGGCUGGGAGGGCCAGCAGAUCUACAACCUGAUGGUGCAGCGAUACAGGGGCCACAAGUACCUUACCUUUUGGGCAGGCGACGAUGCCGUGGGUGGGCACGGCGCCGGCACAUACUACCUGCUCGACGAGACGUACACGCUUCGGCACACCAUUAAGGCGGGCAAUAAUCUACCGGGUGACUUGCACGACUUUCGUUUGACGGACGACGGCACGGCCCUCUUGACGGUCUACGAGGUGCGCGAACAUGACCUUUCGUCCAUGGGCAAGACGACAGGGCCUAUCUGGGAUUGCUUAAUCCAGGAGACGGACGUUGAAACCGGCAAGGUCGUCUUUCAAUGGCGCGCCUCCGAACACUUCAACAUCUCGGACACGCACCGCGCCAUCGGCGGCGAAGGCGAACCGGGCGGCGCGCCCUUUGACUGGUUCCACAUCAACAGCAUCGACAAGGACCUCAAGGGCAAUUACCUCAUUUCUAGCCGCUACCUCAGCAACCUGGCGUACAUUGACGGCAAGACGGGCGCCUUGCUGUGGACUCUGGGCGGCAAGAGGAACAUGUUUCAGGAUCUGUCAGACGGCAGGGCCACCGACUUUCGCUACCAACACGACGCGACCUGGGACCGCGACUACACCGAGAUUACGCUCUUCGACAACAGCGACCUCGGCAAGCUAUCUAACGCGUCGCGGCCGCGGGGGAUGCGCAUCAAGGUCGACCAAGAGGCCCGGACGGCGCGCCUCGUCGCCGAGUACCGCAACCCGCAGCACAUACCCGCCGAGUCGCAGGGCUCGACGCAGACGCUGCCGGGGGGCAACGUCAUCGUGGGGUUCGGCUUCACGGCCGCGUGGACCGAGUUUGCCCGCGACGGUACGCCCCUCUGCGACGUGCACUACGGCCCGCAGAGCCGCUUCGGCACCGGCGACGUGCAGUCGUACCGCGUGCUCAAGUUUGCGUGGAAUGGGUACCCCACGACGACGCCGGACUUGGAUGUCUCCAAGGACGAUGCCGGCGUGUGGCGGGCAUAUGUAAGCUGGAACGGCGCGACGGAGGUGGUGCAGUGGGUGCUGCAGGGCGCGGCGGCCGACGAGGAUGACGACGAUGAGGACGAGCCUGAUGAGUGGCACGUCGUUGAAAUGGCGCUCAAGGACGGGUUCGAGACGGAUUUCGUGCUCGACGCGGGUCAUGCUCGGUAUCUGCGUGCCGUGGCGCUGGACGGCAAGGGAAACCCGCUGGGGACGAGCGGGAUGCUGGAUGUCGGGAACGUGAGCGCUGUGAGUCUGUACCACCGGCUCGCCUACUUUGUGCUAGAUAGUGAUGAGCCGCAGCUGACGCAUAUGCAGGAUUAUAAAGUCGCAAAGCCGGCGCCGGCUGACACUGUUGCUUACACACGCGAGACCGUAGCCGUGAGUGCGGGCGCCGUCGCGGGCAUGGCCUUUAUGGGAAUAUGUGCCCUGGCGCGGCCUGCGGUGCAGUUGUGGAGGCGGACUGAGCUUGGCCGGAGGCGGGUGCUCUACAAGAAGCUAUCUAUGGGCGGAGGGGAGUUGUCGUCUCAGGCCGUGUGA
This is a messenger RNA of Purpureocillium takamizusanense, 1890 nucleotides long. RefSeq lists its product as uncharacterized. The record is from RefSeq and is a predicted model, not a curated record. Lineage: Eukaryota; Fungi; Ascomycota; Sordariomycetes; Hypocreales; Ophiocordycipitaceae. The coding region runs from base 1 to 1890 and encodes 629 amino acids. The transcript has 2 exons.